Messenger RNA from Xyrauchen texanus (razorback sucker), 6812 nucleotides. Its product is annotated as nuclear receptor coactivator 1-like. Gene Ontology annotation, biological process: positive regulation of transcription by RNA polymerase II; cellular response to hormone stimulus. Lineage: Eukaryota; Metazoa; Chordata; Actinopteri; Cypriniformes; Catostomidae. The coding region runs from base 823 to 4872 and encodes 1349 amino acids. Gene Ontology annotation, cellular component: nucleus. The record is from RefSeq and is a predicted model, not a curated record. The transcript has 22 exons. Gene Ontology annotation, molecular function: protein dimerization activity; nuclear receptor binding.
UGAAAAUGGCGGUGGGCAGAGAUCAACGCUAGAAUUAAACACACAAAUAACCAUUUGAAUCGGAUGACAGCGUCACUGCAAGCCCGUACAUGUAUACAGAAUUACAUUAGCGUCAACUGCUUGCAUUUACGACGACAAAAACACGGAGUUUCAUGGAGAUAAACAGCGCACUGGAUUUAAAAUAGCUCCUGAAAUUAGCCCGCUAACCUCGUUAGCUUAGCUAACAUUCAACUGGAAGAGUCAACGGCCACAACAGCACCACAUUAACGGAAUUAGUAUGUCAGAAUAAGACAGAAUUUAGCUUUAGAUCUCACAUUCAAGCUCGGCCGUGGGCGCUGGGCUUGUAGAAAUAUUUGCAUCUGACUGAAUGCAUAACUAAUCGCCCCAUUUGGCAGAAUAAGCCAGCAAACACCAUCCACUAGACUUCCUAAAGUUCAGCGAGCAUCUGCUAGAGGAAAACAGACUGAAAAGGUUGCAUUGAGCAUCCAUUACCUCCUGCCUCCACCUGUGGGAUGGUUCUGCAUGACAGGGAGGGUAUGGUACUGUAACCCCUUCUCCGUCCUCCAGUUCCCAUCCCAUAAACUCAGUGGAUCACAGCCAUAUAGUGUUCUUCUCAAUGAGUAUCCCUCUGGAGCCCUAGAUCAAGUUACUCUGGGUGUCCAUAUUCCGCUGCCUCCCCCCGUUGGGAUGGUUCUGCAUGACAGGGUGUGGCGCUGUAGCCCCCUCUUCUUGAGAUCUCGCCCAUCUCAUGAAUCCAGUGGACCACAGCCAUAGUGUUCCCCUCAAUGAGCAUCCCUCUGGAGCCCUAGAUCAAGUGUGCAUAUGCUCAAAAUGAGUGCUGCAGGGGACGGUGCUCUUGACCCCAACACCACUGAGUUACGGAAGAGGAAGGGCACGCCAUGUGACACCUCUGGUCCAAGUGUGGAGAAGCGACGGCGAGAGCUGGAAUGCCGCUACAUUGACGAACUGGCUGAGCUGCUGUCGGCCAACAUGAACGACAUUGCCAGCCUGAAUGUGAAGCCGGACAAAUGCCACAUCUUAAAGAGCACCGUGGACCAGAUCCAGCAGAUCAAACGGCGUGAGCAGGAGAAAGCAGCUCUGAUGUCUCCAGUUGAUGAGGCGCAGAAGAGUGACAUAUUGUCCAGCAGUCAGGGCAUGGUGGAGAAGGAGGCCCUUGGGCCACUCCUCUUGGAGGCCCUGGAUGGCUUCUUUUUCGUCGUGAACCGUGAGGGGCGUGUUGUGUUUGUGUCUAAGAACGUUACCAGUUAUCUGGGUUACACCCAGGAAGAGCUGAUGACCUCCAGCGUCUACAGCAUCCUUCACGUGGGAGAUCACAACGAGUUUGUACGUAACCUGCUACCCAAAAGCCUUGUGAACGGUGUGCCGUGGCCUCAGGAGCAAGGCCGGAGGAACAGCCACACGUUUAACUGCAGAUUACUGAAAAGGCCUCCAGACGAGGUUGACUCAGAUAAUCAGGAGGCCCGGCAACAGUACGAGCUCAUGCAGUGCUUCACGGUCUCUCAGCCCAGAGCAGUGCAGGAGGAGGGCGAGGACCUGCAGAGCUGUUUGAUCUGUAUAGCAUGCCGAAUGCCCCGUCCACCACCAAUCCCUGUCAGUACGGAGUCCUUCAUCACCAAGCAGGACCCUACAGGGAAAAUCAUCUCGAUUGAGACGGGUGCUCUGAGGGCCACAGGCCGACAAGGCUGGGAGGACCUGGUCAGGAAGUGCAUCUACGCGUUCUUCCAGCCUCAGGGCAACGAGCCCUCCCAUGCCAAGAAGCUGCUUCAUGAGGUGAUGACCCACGGCACAGCCAUCAGUCCUCUGUACCAUUUCACACUCAGUGAUGGGACGCCCCUCAGUGCGCAGACGCGCUGCAAAUUCUGCUGCCCCCCAAACCCAGACGUACAACCCUUCAUCAUGGGCAUUCACACUAUAGACAGGGAACACAACACUGCUAGCUCUCAGGAAAACACAACCCCCAGCCUUCUAUCUGUUGCUGCCCCACCUGCUCGCUCUCCUGCCCUGCAGCCCUCCAGUGACUUCAGCCUACAUCUCAACAACAGCAAUGGCACUUGUGCCACUCCUGGACCCCUCACACCCACUCCACCUGGCUAUCUGACGCCAAGCCGUGUCGUACCCUCCCAGCAGGUCAGCAGCCCCUCGCCACUAGGCAGUCCUCUCACAGCCACCCCUACCUCAUUCAUGUCGCCCCGACCUCCACGGGGCAGCCCGGGCCUGGCCAGCAGCCCUCGCAUGCCCGGCCACCCCUUUUCGCCCUCGGUGCCUGGCAUCCACUCGCCCACUGGCGGUCUAACCAGGCAGCAGUCCAGUGGUGAUGGUGUCGGUUUCUCACUCCCCUCUCCAUUGCCCUCUCGACAGACUUCAACUCCCAGCAGCUCUCCGGCACGUCAGCCUCCAGCCAAACCACCCGAAGUAUCGGCUGACGAGCCUAAGAAUGCUGCGUUAGGCAACCUCAAACUCAACCAGCUCUUGGACGCUAACCUCAGCACGGGCACAGCCAAACACGACUCCUCCCUGCUCCGUCCUUCGCCUGUGGCCCAGUGCCCGGCCUCUCACAGCAGCCUGACUGAGCGACACAAGAUUCUGCAUCGCCUGCUCCAGGACAGCAGCCCUGCAGACACAGCCAAGGAUCCAGAGAUUAAGAAGGAGCCUCCGGCCAGUCCCGGCGCCAUAGCACGGGCGCUGGGGAAGGAGCCGCAGGAUCAUCAGCUGCUGCGUUUCCUGCUGGAUACAGAUGAAAAGGACCUGGAGGAUCUACCGCCUCCAGCCUCCCUCAGCCUCCAGACGGUCAAGGUGAAGUCAGAAAAGAAAGGAAGCAGAGAGAACGUGCCCUGUGCAGCUGCUGCAGCAGCCAACACCAUCUGUGCAAGCCCUGCGACACCUUGCUCGCCUAAAUCCAGUGACAGGCCCAGCCCGCAGUUUCCCAGUAGUGAUUUGGACACUUUGAACCAGCUGUUGCCCACUCUGAGAAGCUCGUUGGGAGGUAAAGCGGUAGAGGAGCCCAGCAAGGAUGACCUUUCCAUUGGGGUGAAUGUGAAAAGAGAGUUGCCAGGAUCAUCAAGCCAAGCAUUCCCUGAUGGCUCCAACCUCAUAAGUCAGUCCUCUUUCGAGUUCUGUGACCCCUCCACACCGAACACGGCUCAGGGUCAAGCCCAGGUACCGGAUCUCGGGCAAACAGACCUGUUUCAGCUACCCAAGGAGAGCAGCAGCCCCUUUGCCAAUCCAAUCAGCCUCAACUCUUUCAACACCAACACGGGUCCGCCCAAGCUGGAGCUCUCUGAUUCUCUGCCGUUCCAACUGGUAGACCCCAUAAACUUCGAUAGCAGUUUGGGUAACCAGACACAGGUCCCUCUGUCCUCUCCUCAAGAGCAGUGUGUUCCAUGUCCGCUGGAUGAAAUGCUCUGUCCACCCACCACUCCCGAGGGCCGUAACGAUGAGAAGGCCCUGCUAGAGCAGCUGGUCACUUUCUUGAGCCGCACAGACGAGAGCGACCUGGCCGAGAUAGACCGAGCACUGGGCAUUGACAAACUUGUUCAAAGUGGAUGCCUCGAACCCGUCACCCAGCCCUGUCCUCAGCCUCCAACUACUGUGCCCAUGGACACCAAACUUCCCAGCUACCCCUCCCAGUUCCCAACCUCACCCUCACAAUUCUCUGCUGAGAUGGGUACAACACAGGGCAUAAGUUUCGGGGCCCCACGGAUGGCAUUUCCAGGAAACAUGAGCAUAGCGGUGCGGCCCGGCAUGAACCGAGCUCUUGGCGUGCCCAACCAGCUGCGGCUGCCACCCAACCAGUUGAGACUCCAGCUCCAGCAACGUCUUCAAGGCCCACAGCAGCUCCAGAACAGGCUCGCUGCCAUGGGCCAGUUCCCACAAGGGGGGCAUGUUGCCAUGGGUAUGCGUCAGAGCAUGCAGCAGCCUCAGAUGCCCUCUCAGCCUCCACUCAAUGCUCAAAUGAUGGCCCAGCGCCAGCGAGAGCUGUACAGUUUCCAGCACCGCCAGCGGCAGAUUCUGCAGCAGAAGGUCAUGCUGAUGAGGCAAGGUUUGAACACUGUGGGAGCUCAGCGAGUUCCCAAGGGCCCCCAGCAGCAACAGCCACAGCAGCAGCAGUUUGGCUAUCCACCAGGCUACAACGCAGUACCUGGGAACACCCCUACCUCUCCGAGCCAUUUUAACCCCAUGGGAGGAGGACCUCUGGACCCUAAACUAUCUUCCAGAGGGAGCGUGGGAAACCAAGGCAUUAUGGGAGGCAUUCAAGGGCAAUUUGGAGAGCCUGUGAACACUCCUGUUCAACAGGGGCUUUUCCAGCAAUUUGGGGGGCCUGGCAUGAUCCAGCAAGGAGAUCCAUCCUUUGCUCCUGAGCUUAGUCCAACCAGCCCGCUACUUUCACCACAGAACUCCACCUCCCAGAGUCCUCUGCUCCAGCAAGCGCAACCUCCACCUGGUUAUCAGUCUCCUGACAUGAAGAACUGGCAGCAAGGGGCCAUAGGCAACAACAGUAUGUAUAACCAGGCAGGUCAACCUGCCUCUCAGAGCUUUGGGCAGCAAGGUGUGUAUAACAACAUGAGUAUCACCGUGUCAAUGGCUGGGGGUUCAGGAGCGGUGGGCUCUCUACCUCCCAUAGGAGCAACUGUCAGCAUGGGCAACAAUAACCUUGGCAACGUCACUUCAAUGUGUAACGAUCAGGUACAGCAGGUUCAGGUGUUUGCUGAUGUCCAGUGCACGGUAAACCUGGUGGGCAGCGACUCCUACCUGAACCAGUCAGGGCCCAUUGGAUCCCAGAAGGGCCCGAGUGGGACCCCCACAGCCCAGUCUCAGCAGAAGAGUCUCCUCCAGCAGCUCUUGACCGAGUGAGCCGCCUAACACCUGCCAGAGGACUGUCUCCACAUGUAGAGAUUUUUAAUUCUUCACCUUUGGUUUCUAUACAGUAUAUCUGUCUGCAGGGCCAGUGUCUGGGGCCCAGGCUCGUGAGGUUUCAUAGCCGUUCGACUAAGUGCUCAUUCCUGGUCACCUUUUUAAGUCUGCUUCCUGAAUGGAGAAAAGAUCACGUUCCAAGGAUUUGCCAAGUCUGUAAAAGGACCUGCUGCUUUUUCAGUCGGCUAAAUGUCCUAUCAAGUCAGGCCAACAGUGCAGUGCUUCUUGGAGAGCAGCGCAGCAGCUGAGCUCGGAUUGGUCCGAUUGGAAACUGGGGCAGGCUGUUGCCAUGGUGUGUGCUAUAUUCACGGUAUCGCUCAGUUUCAGCUGGAUCUGUGACUGAUAGGCUCUCCUCAGCAGUGCCUGAUGAUGGGAGAUAUUUCCCACCACUUUUUAUUUGGUAGUCUGUUUUGUUUAGUUUAUUUUUGUCUGGUUUUGUGUUCAGAACAAGCAUAGCCAGGAUGGGAGACUGCUCUGUAGCGCAUAUUUGUCUGCUGCUGGCUUUUCUGGCAAGACUGUUUUGAAACGGCAGGCUUUUUUGUUUCUUAAAUGUCCGACACAUUCCCCCACCCCUCCUCACCCCCAGCAGCUGUGAAUACGAGCCACAUAGGGUCAACUCAGCCUAUCAGUGUUGUUUUGCGGCAAUGUGUUGUGCAGGUUGGUAUUAUAUUGUACAGCACAAACGGACAAAUUUGGGACAAGCUCAUACUUUGCAAUUUGCUUUCAAAGAAAACAUCAAAUUUCUACGGGCAACUCACAUUUUGAAUACAUCAACAUCAUGGGUUUCAAAACAGGUUCUCUUUUUUUAAUAGCAUCGAGAAUCUGUAAAUUUUUUAUUUUAAAAAUUAAUUUUUCAAACCUAGAAGUCGUGUCAACACGGCUGAUUUUAUCCCGGGGGGUUUUGCGUGCUCUCGGCGCAUAUAUCAAGGUCUGAGAGACUCGGAUUUGGAUUUUUAUGAUUGAAAUUGGUUAUCGAAAAUAUGCUUUGAACAUCCCAGUAAAUGUUACAAACCUUCUGUUGCAUUGUACACAGACGCGAACAUCUAGAUUGUACAUUGAUUUUCGUAAUUCCGUUUCAAGGAUGCUCUUGAAAACCACAGGUGCUUUCUCCCGUAUCUGGAGGAGCGAGGUGUUGUUGCAACAUUCGCACCCUCAGCAGCAUUCUCCAGCUCUUAGACUGCUCAUUUGACUACUGUUGCCCAGUCAGACACUGUUCAUCAGCAUUAUAUAAUUUGUUCAUUUACCUACUAGUCAUCCCCUAAUUUGAGUCAUAAAAACACAAUCUCAUCUCUUUUAACCUAAAGGAAUCUGAUAACAUGCAAUAACCUUACAUGAAGUUAAAACAAAAUUAAUUUUCCUUAACGUGAAACGUACAAACAAAAUCAAAAUCUGAUAAUUUUUUGAGAUUUAUCUAAGGUAUCAGAAUGACAAGCCCGUAAAAAAAAGAUUUUGGAAAAGGCAUCACGGAUGUUACUGUGGUCGAAAUUGAUGUCUCACUGUGUGAGUACGAGGUAUUUUGCAAAUCGUACAACAUAAUCAAAAUUGUUUGGGCACUGGAAAAGUGUUGCAUGCACGAAGGUUUCUCUCCUCUCACAUAUUUUCACUCUCCUUUAACAGUGUUCUUUCCUUUAUGACUCAUUUUGUGGAGUUUAAGUGGCAUGUCUUGUGCGUGUGCUCUAUAUACAAAGAAUGGCUCUUUUUCUCCAAUGCUGCACCAGCUUACACUGUCCUUGCGGAGAAAAAAACAAAUGUAAAGUUUUGAAAAGCGGAUCCUCAUUCAUCUAUGAAAUUCAGCCGGCAGUAUGUACUGUUGAGAUUGAGCCACUUUUUGGUGUGUGUGUAUAUAUGUGUAUAUAUAUGUGUAUAUAUGUAUAUAUACG